AUGGCCGAAACCUCUCUCACGAGCUCCAACAGCGAUACCGCCUCAGCCCAGCAGCCGAGGACCGGCUUCGAAAGCUUAGAGAGCAGCCUCCCACCGAUAAACGAGGAUACGCUCCUACGACCUCAAGCCCAAUGGCCGGCCCAAGACCAGGGAGUGUCCCCAGCGCUGAUCAAUUCGCGAGCCGCGUCCAUAGCUCUGGAAUCCAACCGAUCGAUGCCUGUGCCUCACCCGAUCGACCGAGAACAAAUGCCGUUCUUGAACAACUACGCGGACAGACCCCCUCAUCCUCGUCCUUUCAUGACAACCUCGUUAGCGAACAAAAUGGAGGACACAACCGCCGUCAUCAACCCCGCUAUCAUCAGCAGGUCCAACACCAGCCCGAGCACCAGUGGCACCAACACCCUCAAGAAGAUUGGAGGGGAUACGAGAGGAACUGGAGAGCUCCGAGGGACCAGACAACCAGAGUCAUCGAGAUAG
This is a messenger RNA of Puccinia graminis f. sp. tritici CRL 75-36-700-3, 477 nucleotides long. RefSeq lists its product as uncharacterized. The coding region runs from base 1 to 477 and encodes 158 amino acids. The transcript has a single exon. NCBI's taxonomy places the organism in Eukaryota, Fungi, Basidiomycota, Pucciniomycetes, Pucciniales, Pucciniaceae. The record is from RefSeq and is a predicted model, not a curated record.